ACUGAUAAGAUGGCUUGAUAAGAUGGGUUUGAACAGGUGGCUCAUUUCACUGAGGUAAUCUAGUCAAUUUUUCCACUGGUUCUUUUUUUUUUUUAAUGCAUAAUUUUCUGAUUGCUCAGUCAAUACAAAAAUGAUUUCACAGUCCCGAGUCAUUCUCCUGCUUCCAGUUGGUGUUGCGAUGAAGACUGUCCUGUUUGCUUUGUUUGUUAUGGCAGUGGAAUGCCAUGGUGGUGAAGACAAGAUCAUUGGUGGGUAUGAGUGUCCUCCGCAUUCUCAGCCAUGGCAGGUCUACCUCACUUAUGACGAUGGAGAGCGCUGGUGUGGAGCCUCCAUGAUCAAUGAGAGAUGGGCAGUUUCUGCUGCACACUGCUUUGUCCCUGCCCCUCGCCUCGCCCUUCACCUGGGAGAGCACCACCUGUUCAAGGAGGAGAGCACAGAGCAGCGGAUCUGGGCGGAGAAGGUCAUUCCCCACCCUCAGUACGAUGACGUCACAUACGACAACGACUUCAUGCUGAUCAAGCUGAUGGAGCCGGCGGUCUUCAACAAGUAUGUCCAGCCCAUUCCCUUGGCAACCAGCUGUUCCCAGCCAAACGCUCAGUGCCUUGUGUCUGGAUGGGGCAAUCAGAUCAACUCGGGAGUUAACUACGCAUCAGUUUUGCAAUGCUUGAACAUGCCUGUGCUCUCGAAGUCCCAGUGUGAGGAUGCCUAUGGCCAGAGGAUCACUGAUAACAUGUUUUGUGCUGGCUACCUGGAAGGAGGCAAAGACUCCUGUCAGGGUGACUCUGGAGGCCCUCUGGUUUGCAACGGAGAGCUGUAUGGGGUCGUCUCUUGGGGUUUUGGCUGUGCUGAAGCUGGUUUUCCUGGGGUGUAUGCCGCAGUUUGCCGCUAUAAUAACUGGGUUAAGGAAACCAUUGCCAACAACUGAGAGAAUAUCCUGUUUAUUCACAUCUCACCUGUUAGGCACAUCUCUCAAAAGGUUUUGAGUUUAAAGAAUACAUGAACAAUAAAUAUGUCAAAGCAA
Molecule: messenger RNA, 1021 nt
Organism: Clupea harengus (Atlantic herring)
Lineage: Eukaryota; Metazoa; Chordata; Actinopteri; Clupeiformes; Clupeidae
Product: trypsin-2-like
Biological process (GO): proteolysis
Molecular function (GO): serine-type endopeptidase activity
Source: RefSeq, a predicted model, not a curated record